This is a messenger RNA of Nematocida homosporus, 1245 nucleotides long. RefSeq lists its product as uncharacterized. The coding region runs from base 1 to 1245 and encodes 414 amino acids. The transcript has a single exon. The record is from RefSeq and is a predicted model, not a curated record. Lineage: Eukaryota; Fungi; Microsporidia.
AUGAAUUCACAAUUAACUGGCCGAAACAACCGCAAGGUUACUUUUGUUCUGCCAGACCAUGGCUCAGGUCGUUACAGUCGGCCUAUAGUGUCAGGUGAGCCACGGUCUUACAUUAACCAUCUAAUGGAACACGAGGCUGAAAUGCCCAAGAUCGUGUCAUUUCCACCGUAUGAAAAUAUGUGGCACCCAACCACUACUAAACCGAUACAUACUAGUAACAAAGAAUUACUAGUGGAUGUGGCUAUGCAGAUUGGCACAGUAACAUCAAUCUUUUGUCGAGUGUUAAUUAUGCUCACUUUGUGGCCUUACUUUAGGGCACUUCAGAAUAGCUACGGUGCAUUUUCGCAUAUUGUUUACGUUGACCUAUUUAUGCCUUUACUAGUAAUCUAUCUAUUGGGCAACUUUUUAUCGGAUAUCGUUAUAUUCAUUCGGGCCUGCCACUUCUUUAUUUACUGCUCACCUAAAUAUAAGAUGACUUUGACUGAGUUCCGCAAUCACAAAAACAUACUUUUACCCGUCUUCAUCGGUUUUGCUAUCUUUCUUUGCACGGAAACCUAUCUCUUAUCCUACGCUUUUUUGACUCUUAAGUACUGCCGCUUGUUUGAUUCUGUUAUCUGGACUGUUUGGGGUGCCUACAAGAACUCCUUCGGGAUUGCAUUUAUUAUCUGUGUAUCUGGGGUGAUUGAUCCUAUUUCUUAUAUAAUCAUAUUGGCUCCAAUCAUCUAUAAGAAGAUGUGCUUGCCACCAGCUGAAUGCUUCUUUCUCGACUUUAAGCAAAACGAGUACGUAUCUGUGAACAACGACUGUGACUUCCUGAAGAAUAACCAAGAAGCCGCCACGCUUUUGCUUUGCAUAUUAUGCUUCCAUCUAAAGCUCUGGAUUAUUUAUCAGCACGAAACUCUUUUUACUACCAUCCAUCAUAUCGCUUUUGAACAUCCAGGACUCCUAUACGGACUUGCCGUUUUCAUGCUAAUAGAUGGUAUGAGCGUCAAUAUAGGUGCCUUUGGGGCCAAACUUGCAUGCCAAGCUUCUGACAAUCGCCUGGCUUCCCUCCUACCCCAAAACCUCCGCUCCUGGAGGGGCUUAGUUCACAGCAUACGUCAUGGUCAACUUUGGACAAUCAUCGAUCUACUAUGUACCAUUAUUCUUUUUGUCACCCUUAUCUAUUGGAUUUUAAAUGACGAUAUUACGAAAACCUCCCUAUACACCCGGUAUUCCCAUCUCCAAACACCAAAUAUAACCUAA